Stylophora pistillata is the source of this 1862-nucleotide messenger RNA. RefSeq names its product transmembrane protein 59. Lineage: Eukaryota; Metazoa; Cnidaria; Anthozoa; Scleractinia; Pocilloporidae. The record is from RefSeq and is a predicted model, not a curated record.
CGUCGCAUUUGAACAAUGAGCAGAACAAAGAUGGCUACUGGUACACACCGUUUUUACUUUCUGUUUCCCUUCGUUUUGCUCUCGAUCUUGCGGUCUAGUUUCGCGGAUAAAUCGUCGGGUAUCCUAGAUGAGUGUAAGGAAAGCUGUGAGCGGAGCUACCCAUUACAUACAUACCCAAAGGAAGAACCUUCUCUUGCUUGUAAACAAGGUUGCAGGCUAUCGGCUAUAGCACAACUGAAGGCUGGUUACUCAACCUCCGAAAAUUUUACAGCAGUCUGCAUAACAGGUUGUAGAGAAAGUUAUGAAGACAGCGAAAGCCUUUAUGCCUGUGUUGUUGGAUGCAAGUCACAACCUCUCAUCCCUUCCCCAAAGACAUACCUGGAGGAAAGAAUUCCAGAUCAGUGGAGUUUCAGGACAUACAUGGUGUAUGUGUACCCAGUCUUGGACGUCAGCAAGUACUGCCGUGGGUUCAUGAACAGAGUUGGUUAUUACUAUAGGAUGUCUUCGUCCUAUUAUUACAGCUAUGGAGAUAGCAAUGGUGUCAGCAUUAUUGAAAUUAAUGAACCAUCACAGGAGUUUAUCACGAUUCAAAAGUUUGAUGAAAUAGACAUUGUCGAGAAUGAUGAUCCACAAGUAGGCAGCUACAGUGAUGACAAUGAUGAUUCCUACUCUGGUACUGUUGUUAAGAGAGGACACCAGUGGCUUCAGUGUGUUUCGGAGCGUUCAGGCCUUCCCUUCUGGCUGUUAACAUCUACUCUAUUUUUGUCCAUUUUCUUCUUAAUAUGGUUAUGUUGUGCUACAGCAACUACCACUCCAAGAGAAAAGGGCAAGGCUGCUGUUGUUGGUGAGCUUAUGUUCUUAGAUGAUGAUAGUCUGUUGGAGAAAAUGCCACUGGUUAAAACUGAUGAGAAUGAGGAUGCUGGCCCACUCCCUGUCAAACUACACAUAGAUGCAACAGUGUUGUAAUGGAAAUUUGAUCAGCAAGUGAUAUCCCUCUGUACAAUGAUAUUGUGAUCCAUAGAGUGAAAAAUAGCAAAAAAUGGUCAAAGUUUACUACUAUACAGAGAACGUGUAGUGGUCAUCUUGCCUCAAGAAAAAGUGUCUGAAUCAAUUAAUCCUUUAUUCCUUUUAAUCCUCUUUCAUUACAGAACGUGAUCAUGUUUGCCAAAAAAAAUUUGUUCCUGCACAAGUUUACUUUUGAUGUACUCUUUCAUAAUUAAAAUGGAUUACCUGUAUCAAUGAAUCACAAGAAUUCAAAGAAAGGUGGCUUAGUUCCCAGCAACUUGCAACAGGAUGUGUUUUUUUUUUUGUUUUUUUGUUUUUUUUGUUUUUUUUUUUCUUUGCACACGAAUGGUACUUGUAUCUGGAAUAUUUUCCAUAUUUAAAUGUUCACGGACUUUGAAUGAGAAAAUUUCAGAAGCUACAGUGAUUAGAAUUUGGUAUAAGAACGUUGUCUUUGAAACUCACUUAGAUUUUAAUGUCUAGAAAGGAGUGAAUCUGUAGUUUUGGAAUUAAUCCAGUUUUUUUUUAUUCUGUAAAUGAAUUCAACAAUACAGCUGAGUUAAUGCAUGGUGGGAAGGGAGGUUUGAGUUGAUAACUUUAAUAACAGAUUUGUUUACUGACAGUACAUAUUUUGAGCUUAAGAACAUGCUCAGGAUAAUUCAAGGUUAUUAGAGGUUACGUUCUUAGAUAGUUCCUUUCUUGGACGAAGUCACAUAUCCAACAAAUAACCCUAAGGUCAAGGGAUAAAGAUACCAGAAAAUUUUCCUUGAUAAUAAUUUGUACUUUGUCAAUCUGAUAACUCAAUAGUUUGUACGCAGUAGAGUGUUGUAACUUUAAAUGAAGAUGUUUUUAUUUAAUUA